Ilex paraguariensis (yerba mate) is the source of this 3464-nucleotide messenger RNA. Lineage: Eukaryota; Viridiplantae; Streptophyta; Magnoliopsida; Aquifoliales; Aquifoliaceae. The record is from the annotation of a GenBank genome assembly.
UCACUCUCUCUCUCUCUCUCUCGAGAUUGAAAUUAUUCCAAACCACUUUAUUCUUUCCUUCGUCAAAGAAAUGAACCCCCGACUCUGUCUCCUUCCUCAACAGGUGGUUAUGGCUCUUUUGUAGUUAUUCCAUCCACAGAACUUGCACGUGAUUGUAUCCGAACAAUUUGUUCUCAAAAUUUCAAAGCUGGAAGGUGUCCCAUGUCUUGUCUUGUCCCAAACAAAGGAAGCUUUCUCUCAGCUUCCCCUGUGAAGACACUUCCCUUUCCUAGUUUUUCUGGACAGUUCUAUUUCAAGUCCAUAUUCUCUUUGCUUAUUUUCCAAGCCAUUUCUUUUUGUUCGGAGAGUUAUAAACCAUAAUUCUGCAAUUUUUCUCUCUGUCUCAGCAGAACAAAGGGUAUGCUUGGUGGCUUUGGGGUAUUCAAAGUCAGAUUUUUUUCCUCGCUUUGCAGAUUUGAUGUGGAAUCCCAAAACCCAUGAAUCAAUUGCGUAGAAUUCUCUUUCCAAGGUGGUGUGUCGGAUUUUUAUGAGGGGUGCAGAGACAGGAGUGCCAUUCAUCUAAAAAAUGAAUGUAAUUUGGAUUCUUCCUUCAUUGUUGCUCUAUUUUUUUGGAUGUGCCUUCAGCGGGAAUGUUUCUUCAAGACCAGCCGUUGUAAAUAUUGGAGCAAUUUUCUCAUUUGACUCCACUGUUGGUAGAGUUGCCAAGAUCGCAAUUGAGGAGGCUGUUAAAGAUGUGAACUCCAAUUCGAGUGUUCUCCAUGGAACAAAACUUCUUGUAAAGAUGCAAAAUUCCAAUUGCAGUGGGUUUGUUGGCAUGGUUGGAGCUUUGGAAUUUAUGCAGACUGAUACUGUUGCAGUUAUUGGCCCACAGUCUUCUGUUGUUGCUCAUGUAAUAUCUCAUGUUGCCAAUGAACUCCAAGUUCCCCUCUUGUCUUUUGCGGCUACAGACCCCACUCUCUCUUCUCUUCAGUUCCCUUUUUUUGUUAGGACAACGCAGAGUGAUUUUUACCAGAUGACUGCAAUAGCUGAGAUAGUUGAUUAUUAUGCUUGGAGGGAGGUAAUUGUGAUUUUCCUUGAUGAUGAUUUUGGACGGUAUGGUCUGGCAGCAUUAGAUGAUUCACUUGCAGCGAGGCGCUGUAAAGUCUCCUACAAGGUAGGGAUUCCCCCAGGACCUGGGAUUAGUCGGGCUGACAUCAUGGAUAUUCUUGUUAAGGUUGCUCUGAUGGAGCCUAGAGUUAUAGUUCUGCACGCAUAUCCUGCUGCAGGGUUCAUGGUGUUUUCUGUGGCACACUAUCUUGGAAUGAUGGCUGAUGGCUAUGUAUGGAUAGCUACAGAUUGGCUUUCAUCUGUUUUAGAUACCUCGUCACCCCUUCCUUCUGAGACAAUGGAUACAAUACAAGGAGUUCUUGUUUUGCGUCAACACACACCAGAUUCAGAGAGAAAGAGAGCAUUUUCCUCUAGGUGGAACAAGUUGACUGGUGGUUCUUUGGGGCUAAAUGCCUAUGCACUAUAUGCUUAUGAUACUGUUUGGUUAAUUGCUCAUGCUAUUGAUUCAUUUUUUGAGCAGGGUGGGAUUAUUUCUUUUUCUAAUGAUUCUAAGUUACGUUCUGCUGAAGGGGGUAAUCUUCAUCUUGAGGCAAUGAGCAUUUUUGAUGGAGGAAUGCUCCUGCUGAAGAAUAUACUUCAGAGUGAUUUUGUUGGUUUAACAGGGCAUAUCAAAUUCAGUCCUGACAGAUCUCUCAUACUUCCAGCAUAUGAUGUUAUAAAUGUUAUUGGAACUGGUUUUCGACGGCUUGGUUACUGGUCUAAUUAUUCUGGUUUAUCGAUUAUGCCUCCUGAGACACUCUACUCAAGGCCAUCUAAUCGUUCCAGGUCAAACCAAAAACUGUAUAGUGUUAUCUGGCCUGGAGAGACAGUAAAAAAGCCCCGUGGAUGGGUUUUCCCAAACAAUGGGAAGCAAUUGAAAAUUGGGGUACCCAAUCGGGUGAGUUACCGGGAAUUUGUGUCGCAGGUGCAAGGCACUAAUUUUUUUAAAGGAUUCUGCAUAGAUGUAUUCACUGCUGCAGUAAACCUACUGCCAUAUGCUGUUCCAUAUCAAUUCAUUUCUUAUGGAGAUGGACAUAAAAACCCCAGCUACACAGACCUUGUGAACUUAAUCGCAACAGGGGGUUUUGAUGGUGUCGUUGGAGACAUUGCAAUUGUCACGAACCGGACAAAAAUAGUGGAUUUUACACAGCCAUAUGCUGCAUCUGGACUUGUUGUAUUGGCCCCAUUUAGGAAGUUGAACACGGGGGCUUGGGCCUUUUUGCGACCAUUUUCUGCUCCAAUGUGGGGGGUCACUGCUGCUUUCUUUCUUGUUAUUGGGGUAGUUGUAUGGGUUUUGGAGCACAGGAUAAAUGAUGAAUUCAGAGGGCCGCCUAUGAAACAGCUAAUGACCAUCCUGUGGUUUAGCCUCUCAACUUUGUUUUUUGCCCAUAGAGAGAACACCGUGAGUACCCUUGGUCGAGUAGUACUAAUUAUGUGGCUCUUUGUGGUUUUGAUAAUCAACUCGAGUUACACUGCAAAUUUGACCUCCAUACUCACAGUGCAACAGCUAUAUUCUCCCAUAAAAGGAAUUGAAACCUUGAAAGAAAGCAAUGAACCUAUUGGAUACCAAGUGGGCUCUUAUGCAGAACAUUAUUUGGAGGAAAUUGGGAUAGCUAAGUCUAGGCUUAUUGCCCUGGGAUCACCAGAAGAAUAUGCUACGGCUAUUCAACGUGGCCCUAAAAAAGGGGGCGUUGCUGCUGUGGUUGAUGAACUCCCAUACGUAGAGCUUUUCUUGUCAAGCCAAUGCAAAUUCAGGAUUGUAGGUCAGGAGUUCACCAAAAGUGGCUGGGGUUUUGCAUUUCCACGAGACUCUCCUUUGGCUGUUGACUUGUCGACUGCAAUUUUAACUCUGUCUGAAAAUGGGGAUCUCCAGAGGAUCCAUGACAAGUGGUUGAUACGAAGCGCCUGCAGUUCAGACAAUACUGAGAUUGAAUCGGACAGGCUUCACCUAAAGAGUUUUGCUGGCCUCUUUCUUUUAUGUGGAACAGCUUGCUUCAUUGCUCUCUUCAUAUAUUUUUUGCAGAUCAUGCACAAGUUUCGCCAUGCUGCCCCUCCUGAAUCAGUUUCAGAUGGCCCGGGUAGCUCACAUUCUAGGCGUCUGAAGACUCUAUUUUCAUUGAUGGAUGAGAAGGAAGACCCCUCAAAGAGAGAGACAAAUAAAAGAAGGAAAAUGGAGAGAUCGUAUUCAGAAGAUAGUAAGGAUAGUGAAUUGAGAAGGAAUCCGAACAGUUAAACUCAAUUCAAGUGGCGAGUGUUUACAGUUCUUAAUCAAUUGUCUAUUUCAAAAGCUGGUAGAUUAUUUUAUAUACACGUCAAUGUAAAUCUAUGUGAUGUGUAUACACUGCAAUGGUUUUAAAUAUAAAUAUAUAUAUAUAUAU